Messenger RNA from Fibroporia radiculosa, 492 nucleotides. RefSeq lists its product as uncharacterized. The record is from RefSeq and is a predicted model, not a curated record. Gene Ontology annotation, molecular function: pyridoxal phosphate binding; kynureninase activity. Gene Ontology annotation, cellular component: cytoplasm. Gene Ontology annotation, biological process: NAD+ biosynthetic process. The coding region runs from base 1 to 492 and encodes 163 amino acids. The transcript has a single exon. Lineage: Eukaryota; Fungi; Basidiomycota; Agaricomycetes; Polyporales; Fibroporiaceae.
AUGCCGCCGCAGUUCGCGCGCAUCCGCGGCGCGCAGGGCUUCCAGCAGUCGAACCCGUCCGUGCUCGCGACGGCCGCGCUGCUCGGCGCGCUGCAGGUGUUCGAGCGCGCGGGCGGGAUGGGCCCCGUGCGCGCGCGCAGCGUGCGCAUGACGGGCUACCUCGAGGCGCUCCUCCGCCAGUCGGCGUUCUGGGUGUCCGCGGGCGAGGGGAUGCGGCCCGCGCGCAGGGUGGGCGUCGCGGUGAUCACGCCGACGGAGCCUGCGGAGCGCGGCGCGCAGCUGUCGCUGCUGUUUCUGCCCACGGGCCGUGGUGUGAUGCCGCGGGUGCUGGAGGGGCUGUCUGCGCACGGUGUCGUGGGCGACUCGAGGAAGCCGGACGUGAUCAGGCUGGCACCGUGCGUGCUGUACAAUACGUGGGAGGACGUAGAGCGAGCGGUGAGUGUGCUGGAGCAAGUGCUGGAGCAGAUAGACAGCGAAGGGCUAGAUGCAUAA